Haliotis rubra (blacklip abalone) is the source of this 1708-nucleotide messenger RNA. RefSeq names its product EGF-like domain-containing protein 2. The transcript has 10 exons. Lineage: Eukaryota; Metazoa; Mollusca; Gastropoda; Lepetellida; Haliotidae. The coding region runs from base 346 to 1197 and encodes 283 amino acids. The record is from RefSeq and is a predicted model, not a curated record.
CCUCGCACGACAGGGGGCUUAAAAUCAUAAGCUUCUAUGGAUGACCUACAGCGAAUUCACAGGUUACCUGAGACAGCGAAGAGACUGAAGCUUUUCUAUCGUAGUGAGUUUACCGUUACGGAUGACCGGUGCCAACAGUUGCCAUCAAAAUUCAAGGUUUUAACAGAUUUCGUACGUUAUCCGUGGGAUAACUCAGAUAGCAUCUUUACACGGGAACAGUAUUUGUGUAGUCACAUUCUUUACGUACAAGUGUUGGAUAAGGGGCCAGGAUCAUUCAGAGAGAUACCCAAGAGAUGAGGAUGAAGCGGAGGGCCUACAAAGGAUUUAUACAGCUUUGACGGAAGAAUGUUAGUCACGUGUAGUAUGGGGCAGAUGUUGUGGGUAGCCGCCAUAUUAAUAUGUAAAGUCCAUGCCGACUUUGACUGCCGUCGAUACGGAAUGAGCUGUAAUGGAGGAACGUGUACAGCUGGGAGCUCCGUGUGUACAGGGUGUGGUACUCUGUCCCCUCCCAGAGAAGGAUUCAACUGCGGCCUUGAGACAGAUCACGUGAAUUCUGCAGCCUGUAACAGGACGAAGUGCGAAAAUGGAGGAACAUGCUACACAGGGGCAGAUAACUCUACUUCCUGCUAUUGUCCAGAGGACUACUACGGACUCACGUGUUCGUACAGGCGAUAUGACGCAGAGAGCACUGCAACUAAGAUGAUCAUCAACAUCAACCCAUCCUCCAACUUCCUCGGCCUCAUCUACGUUUCCGGCUACCGAAACAUCCCUGACUGUCUGUUGGCUCGUGUUCCUGACCCCCCUGACCCAGCUGACGACGUCCCCGACCACUUGGAGGGAUACUACGGAGAUUUCGACCAUACAGGCGACGUAUGUGGGGACGCCUCAAAGAAUAGUACAACCGUAGUCCGCCAGGUGACCAUCCAGUUCAGAGACACCUACAUCACCGGCCUUGACCUUCAAGUGACGCUGACUAAUACCCUCAAUCUCAGUGGUGUCGACGUCGCUGCAACGUCCUUUUCCGUUGCUGCAGAUGAGUUUGUUCUGAAACGGCAAGUGGUAAGCAGUACCUUCAAUCCGGUUACCAUGGUAAUUACCACAGUUGAUGGAACUGUACUGGUGGACACACCCGUCUCAGUUGGCAUGGUGCUUGUGUUUACAUUCAGCGUCCCCCCCCAUCUGAGUUUGCAGCUUUGAGACUUGAGACAGCUGUCGUCACAAACGGCCCUCCGGAUACAGCCACAGAUGCUGUUACCUUGGUUACAGGAGGGUGUUUGGACACGACGGUGUUGUCGGUGUUGGAGGACGUUCCCGGCCCCCCUGACCCCGCCGUCAAGUCAACUAUCACUUUCCGAUUGAGAACUUUUAAGUUCGUCUCCAGCGACAGCAUUGCUCUCCGGUUUAUUGUUAAAGUCUGCAUCGUGGACGACGACUGUGAAAGUGUCCCGUGUCCUAGCAGUAGUCGACGGAGACGUUCUCUUGACCAAGACGAGGCCGAGCUGACCAGGGUGCUCACGAUAUUGGAUCCUCAGCCCAAUAGGUCAGGUCAUGGACCAUCGGAACAAGCGACAAAGAACGCCGGAAGUGACGUUUUCCUCAUAACUGUGACGUCAGAGGCCACGGUACUCAUUCUGUUUUCCGCGAUACUUGGGAUAAUAAUCAUGUGUUUCUGUCGCCGGAGGAAGUCCCGAGUACACCAACAGACACA